Molecule: messenger RNA, 1221 nt
Organism: Vespa crabro (European hornet)
Lineage: Eukaryota; Metazoa; Arthropoda; Insecta; Hymenoptera; Vespidae
Exons: 6
Coding region: 1-1221 (406 amino acids)
Biological process (GO): sensory perception of smell; detection of chemical stimulus involved in sensory perception of smell
Cellular component (GO): plasma membrane
Molecular function (GO): olfactory receptor activity; odorant binding
Source: RefSeq, a predicted model, not a curated record
AUGAAGUCUUUAGCAUGGAACAGAUUAUUGCUAAAAUACAUUGGAAUUUGGCCACUCGAGAUUUCUUAUAUCCAUUUCCUUCUUUAUUUUCUUUAUCUUUUCUUACAUAAUUUAUUGUCAAUUAUCGAAUUGAGAAAUGGUAAAAAUGAUUUCGAAGCUAAUAUGGAAUUUUUUACGGAAAACGUAUUGCACCUAAUGGUGCUAACGAAAGUAUUGAUGUGCUGGUUAAACAGAGAAUCAUUAGGACGUUUGCUCGUCGAAGUACAAAAUAAUUUCAACGUCGACAAUUACAAUACGUUCGAGAAGAGAUUCAUAUUCAUGAAAUAUAGUAAAUUGGCGAAAUAUUAUUUUUUAGUAGCUCUAACAACAAUGAUUUGUACCACUGUAACAUAUUAUAUCCAUGCAUUGCUGCCUAAUGUACAAAUGGUGAUCAAAAAUUCAUCAUUGAGUUACAAACCACCGUACAAAACAGAAACCAUUGUCGAUAUAUACGACAUUAGGAUCUAUGUUUGUCUCUGCAUUUAUCAGGUGUUUUUAGUACCAACUAUUAUAUUAGGUUACGUUGGAUUUGAUUGUUUGUUCGCAAAUCUCGCAUUUCAUAUUACCGCACAAUUUGGAAUUCUUAGUUGUAUGCUCAGAGAAAUUCUCGAUGACUCUAAAACAUUCCAAUGUAAUAUAAGGGAACUUGUACUUCGGCAUUACAAAUUGAUAAGACAAGCAAAAUCUUUGGAAGAUAAUUACAAUGUAAUAAUAUUACAACAAUUGAUGGGAUCAACGUUUCAACUUUGUGCAUCCGGUUACAAUACACUUUUGGGCUCAGUAAACAGUCAAGCAUUGACGGUGAUGGUAUUCAAUUUUUAUGCUAUGAACACAUUGAGUACAUUGAUUACUUAUUGUUACAUCGGUGAAUGUCUUAUUCAGGAAGUAAUUAAAAUUAAUUUACGAGAUAACAGAGUGUCAUAUUUAAUUUGUUCGCCUAGUUUGAGCCUGAGCAACGCAAUUUAUCGUUACGAGUGGUAUAACGUGUCACCUAUGAACUUAAAAAUGGUUAAUAUUUGUUUGAUGCGAAUGAAAAAACCAGAACAACUUACUUCCGUUAAAUUUUUAGGUUAUAGACAACUCAAAAAUGGCGUAGUUCGUUCGCCAUUAUUUUUCAUUCUCGUUUUCAACGAUUUUUUGCACGUUGCAAAUGAAGAAACCCUAACAAUCAACUUCCGAUAA